AUGACUGUGAAAACCUGGCGGGCGUACGGACUUGGACUGAUUCUGAUACUGGCGAGUUGCACAUCACGAGAGGUCCAGGGCCUGCAGUGCUAUGGCUGCAACAUCCUCCAGGGCCAGAAGUACGUGGACGUGGGCUGUUCCAGUCCCGAGGUCAUCACCUGCACCCACUCCCACAAGGGCUUCAAACACCGCUUCUGCAUCAAGACCGAGAGCACGGCUCUGGGCAUUGUCCUGACCAGUGGAUGUGCCACUUCCAGACACUGCCAGCAGCAAGAGCUCCCAGGUGUGAGGAUCCACUGCUGUGACUCGGACCUGUGCAACAGCGCCCCCCCCUGGCCGCGGAGCACAUUGCACCUGGUCUACGCUCUCCUCUGCCUGCUGCUGAUCGGUGGAUGGUUGUGA
Knipowitschia caucasica is the source of this 402-nucleotide messenger RNA. Lineage: Eukaryota; Metazoa; Chordata; Actinopteri; Gobiiformes; Gobiidae. The record is from the annotation of a GenBank genome assembly.